This is a messenger RNA of Medicago truncatula (barrel medic), 4331 nucleotides long. Its product is annotated as translation initiation factor eIF-2B subunit delta. The record is from RefSeq and is a predicted model, not a curated record. Bases 1390 to 3300 code for a protein of 636 amino acids. NCBI's taxonomy places the organism in Eukaryota, Viridiplantae, Streptophyta, Magnoliopsida, Fabales, Fabaceae. The transcript has 8 exons.
UUAUAUUUAUUACAUGCAUAUGACAAAAUAAUAUGGCUCAAAUUCACAUAUUUCUUCAUGCCUUCAUCCUCUUUCUUUCUUUAUUUUUUGUUGUAACUAAUGCAAUCCCUUGCAUUACUCUCGAUGAUUGUCCAGGGAAAAUUUUUAAUUUACUUUUUAGGUGCAUUAAUAAUAUUUGUGUACUCGUUAAAUAGUGUAACAAUACACAUGUUUAUUAAACUCAGUACUUUGAUGUUACAAGGCUAAGCUCUUAAUGAUACACAUAUGGUUUAUGUUAUUUUGAUCGUCAAUAUAUUUAUGAUACAUAAAACUUAAGACAAUAUGUGUGUAAUACAUUAUUAACACCUAGAGUUUUUUUUUAUAAAGAAUAACCCUAACUUUCCGAAAUAAUCAUAAUCCUCCUUUAGAAAAUAAAAUAAGAGUGUAUCAUUUUUUUUAAACAAAAUGAUUUGCUAGACGAUUAGAAAUAUAUGAGUGAAGGACAUAUUAUGGUAUCGAGUCUUAAAGGCUAGAUACGGGGAGGAGGGAGGGCGUUUGAAGGAGGGUGGUAGGCAUAGUUCUUGGUGGCGGCGGAUGAUGUGUGGUAUCCGCAAUGGUGUCGGUCUGGGUGUUGGGAGAUGGUUUGAAGAUAAUGUCUGUAUGGUAGUCGUAGGAGGAACUGACACUUAUUUUUGGACCGACAACUAGGUGGGUGGAGUUCCAUUACGAAUUCGCUUCCCCCAUCUUUUUGAGUUGGCUGAAAAAAAGUGGGCAACGGUGGAGGACAUGGAGAGGCGCAUGUGGGAGGUUGGGGGUGAUGCUUGGGGCUGGCGUAGGCGCCUUCAUGCUUGGAAGGAGGAGAGCGUUACAUAAUGUUCUAUCCUAUUGCAUGAUGUUGUUUUGCAUGCUAAUGUUCAUGACAGAUGGAGGUGGCUUAUGGAUCUCGCUCACUGUUAUUCAGCGAAGGGAACUUACCAGUUUCUCACGACGAUGGACGAGCCUCCUAAAAGGAGAUCGAUAGAAGAGGUGUGCCAUAAGCAAGCUCUGCUUAAGGUGUCGUCUGAGUGAGGCAUUUUAUUGCUCGGCGUCUUCUACGACGUUGUUUGAUUUCCGUCUUGUUGCGAUGUUCAUUUUAUUCCUAUUAAAAUAUUCGAUCAAUAAUUUAAGGGUUUACGCUACAAAUCGGGAUACACGUGGAUUUUGAUUUUUUGAAUUUUAUAAUAUUAUUUAUAGAAAUUUGACUUUCAUUUACUGUAAACGCAUCAGGCUCUCUUUACUGCUACUCGUAAACUGAUCCCUGAUUCAUUUGUCAGAACAAAACUUUUGUCUUUUAUAUUCUCACCUAAAAUAUUAUUCCUCUUUCGAUCCAAAAAAAUUCAUUCAUCUUUCUCAUUGUAAAAUCCACGCGCCAUGGAUGUUCGACGCGCUCCACGCGCCGUUAUCGACCCCAAACUACGACGCGUCGGUUUCUUCGACCAACCCGAACCCGAAACCCCACCGAUUCCACACUCUCCACCCUCCGACCCAACCAACCCCGUAAUCAUUCCGCCGCCACGUCUUCUCUCCGAACGAACCGCCGCCGUUCCCGUCCCUGAGUCAAGGUUCCGACGUCAGGAACUCGACGAUCAGGUGCCGAUUGGAAGCUACAAUCCUUCUGAGUCGGUACUCGGAACCUCGCCGACGGCAUCAAUUGCGUCUAGCGGUGUUGGGAUCAUUGAUGGAGAAUUCUCUGAGGAUUGUUCUCGUGUGGGAUGGUUGCGUGGUAGUGAUUUGAGUUUUCGUGGUGGAAGGUUGGAUUUGAAGAAUCGUGAAAAUCUGGAGGAGAAUGUGUUUUCUGCUGUCACGGCGAAUUUGGAUAAUCUUCCUCGAGAAAAGAAGCACGAGACUGUCACAGAAGUAUGCCCCAAUACGCCAUCAGUUUCACCGCCAUUGAAAUCAAAAACUACAAAGGCUGAGAGGCGAGCAUUGCAGGAGGCACAAAGAGCUGCAAAGGCUGCUUCUAAAGCUAAUGGAAAUUCAGCAGUUGCUGAAUCUGGCAAAGCAGCUUUAGCUAAAAGUAAAAAUCAGUCUUCACUAAAGAAAGAUGGUCCUCCGGUUACAUCGGAAGUCACUAUUGAUAAGAAAUCUGGGAAUCGUCCCCCUGAGAAAGAGAGGAAAAAAGAUGCCCCUCCUCAACGAAUGCAGUUUGAUGAUCAAAACAGAGUGGGAAAAGCUAAAAGGCGUGCGCUGGUAAAUCAAACUGAAGCAAAAAACAGAGUUGAAUUAUUUCGGCAUUUGCCUCAAUAUGAUCAUGGGUCUCAGCUCCCUAAUCUUGAAUCAAAGCUUUUCCAAUUGGACUCCGUGCAUCCUGCUGUGUUCAAGGUUGGACUACGUUAUAUGGCUGGAGAUAUAUCAGGGGUUAAUGCUCGUUGUACUGAAAUGCUUAGAGCGCUUCAGGAAGCCAUUAUAGACUACUCGACUCCUCCUGAAAAAGUACUUAUUCGGGAGUUAACUGCAAAAAUCAGUAGUUACAUUUCAUUUAUUAAUGAAUGCAGACCACUUUCUAUUAGUAUGGGAAAUGCAAUUAGGUUUGUGAAGCGUCGAAUUGCCAAGUUGCCCUUAAGUCAUACUGAUGUUGAGGCUAAAACAGCUCUGUGUUCUGAUAUUGACCGAUUUAUUAAUGAAAAAAUAAUUAUUGCGGAUAAGGUGAUUGUUGGGCAUGCUUCUACCAAAGUUAGGGAUGGUGAUGUUCUUCUUACAUAUGGAUUAUCUUGUGUUGUUGAGAUGAUUCUCUUAUCUGCUCAUGAUGUUGGGAAAAAAUUCCGAGUUGUCGUGGUAGACUCACGGCCAAAGCUUGAAAGCCAGGCCUUACUUAAUAGGCUUAUCGCCAAGGGCCUGAGUUGUACGUAUACUCAUAUAAAUGCUGUUUCUUAUAUCAUGCACGAGGUUACAAAAGUUUUUCUGGGGGCUUCUGCCGUUCUGUCUAAUGGAACUGUACUUUCAAGGGUUGGGACGGCAUGCAUUGCAAUGGUGGCUCAUGCAUUUAGUGUUCCUGUAUUAAUCUGUUGUGAAGCUUUUAAGUUUCAUGAAAGGGUGCUACUUGAUUCAAUAUGUUGCAAUGAAAUAGGUGACCCAGGGGCUCUUGCCACGGUUCCUGGAAGAAUGGACAUAAAUUAUCUGGAAAAUUGGACAAAUGAAGAGAAUUUGCAGCUUUUGAAUUUAAUGUAUGAUGUUACUCCUUCAGAUUACGUCUCAGUUAUUGUUACGGAUCAUGGAAUGAUCCCUCCUACAAGUGUACCUGUGAUCGUGCGUGAGUAUGGACAAGAGCAUUACUUGAUAUAGAUAGAGAUAAGUUAGAAAGUGACAUUACUGACAACCCGCAACCAAUUUUGAAUAGAACUUUACUGCAUACUUGAUGUCUAGUUACAAAAUUGAUUUUUUUUUUUUUUUUUUAUUCUUUUAUUUUGCUUUACCUCUCCAAAUGACUCUGGAGAUAUACCAGUUUUGAUCCAUGUAACUCCUCUGCAUUCUCCAGGGACCUUCCCACCAUAGUAGUGGAUAGGCAGAUUAGUGUUAGCCACCUGUGUAUGGACCUUAGCCAUGAGUUUUUCGGCCUAUACGCUAAUAACACGAAAACACUUUGGUCCUAGGUUUUCAAUCUCUAUUUUUGCGCUUAGUCUUGCUUAUUUGGUCACAUCCCUUUUCUUGCUAAAGAAACUUUAUCGCCAUGUCCUAGGUGAUCCAUUCAUUGAGUCCUUUUCCAUUCUACUCCCUUGUUAUGUACACAUGUACUCUUAUUCAAUAUCAUACUCUAAAGUUAUAUUCAUUCUUAUAUGUUCACUCAAUUACGUUGUAAGAGCUUUUAUAAUGUUUAAGACUUAAAACUAAGAGUUUGUGACUGGGAAAGUAUCCUGCCAGGAAAACAACAACUUUAUCAAAUCUUUUUGCAUUUUAAGCUCUAUGAAUGUUGAGUUCUGCCGUCUAUGCGACUGUUUGGUUUGUCUCUGCAAUACGUUGAGCCAAAUCACGAUGAAAGACCACCUUAAUGCAGAAGCAAGACUUGGAGCUUUUAAAAGGUUGCGAUGGAGACAGUGAUACAACUUACAUGUGAGUUUGAACAUUCAAUAAUGUAAACUUACACUCACAUGUGUAUCUUUUAUGCUCUUGUUGUAAUUUGACAAAAAUUGUAGCCAUUGUCCGAUGGAUUUCUGGAUACAUUCAUAUGUACUAGGCAGAGUGGGUAACAAGGUAUUUCCAGCAACUCAUGUACCUGUGCCCACAUCUAUAAUACACAGUUUUGUUAACAUAGUUAAUUUGACAUGAACAUUUGAAGAGGAAGAAGAGAAGAACCCAUAGAGGCUAGGUUUCAUAAA